AUGUUUGGUUUAAGAGACUUGGUUCUCAUUGCUCAAACCCCUUCAUCACUUCACCAACCCAUUUCAUCUGAUCAUCCUCCUAACCUUUCUUUACCUUCCUCGUCACCUCUAAGUGUUGGUCUUGGAAUUUUCCCACUCCUAACCACCACUCACCCUCACAUUGAUCAUAAUAAUAAUCAAGACUCAAACUUUUGGAAUCUCAAGAUGUGUCAACCACAACAAGUGAUGAUGGUGAUGGAUUCAACGAGAAAAGGGGUUGAAGAAAAUGAUGAAAAGAUUCAGAAUUUGAUGAUGGGUUGUGAGGAGAACGGCGAGUUUAGGGUGUGUCAGGAUUGUGGAAACAGAGCUAAGAAAGAUUGUAGCUUUAAGAGAUGCAGGACUUGUUGUAAAGGUCGUGGGUUUGAUUGUAGUACUCACGUGAAGAGCACGUGGACUCCGGCCUCGAUGCGGCGGGACCGGAAUGGAGCGGUGGUGGCUGAAGGUGGUGGUGACAGUGAUGGUUCUUCUGGAAGUAAGAGGCAGAGGAUUUUGAUCGCAUCAUCAUCACAUGAUAAUUUUGCUGCUACCUCUCAUAGUUCAAGCUCUAAUGCUGCUACUACAAGAAGCUUAAGCUUGGAUAUCACUAGCUCUUGUCACCAAGAUGUUGGUUUCAAGCAAUCAUUGCCAAGAUAUGUGACUGCACCUGCUGUUUUCAAGUGUCAUAGAGUUUCCGGCAUUGGCAAUGGUGAUGAAGAUGAAAUUGCUUACUUGGCUACUGUGAAUAUUAAUGGGCAUGUGUUCAAAGGGUUUGUUUAUGAUCAAGGUGUUGUGGAUGGAAAAGAUGAAACAAUGGGUUGUGUUUCAGAAUUGCAACUUGGAAGUAAUGGAAGUGGGAAGAGUAUUAAUAGGGAAUGUUCUUCUUCAAUUCAUGUUCCAACAACUAGUGCUUAUCCUGCUUCUGCAUGCUGA
This is a messenger RNA of Vicia faba (fava bean), 948 nucleotides long. Lineage: Eukaryota; Viridiplantae; Streptophyta; Magnoliopsida; Fabales; Fabaceae. The record is from the annotation of a GenBank genome assembly.